Racocetra fulgida is the source of this 173-nucleotide messenger RNA. Lineage: Eukaryota; Fungi; Glomeromycota; Glomeromycetes; Diversisporales; Gigasporaceae. The record is from the annotation of a GenBank genome assembly.
GUUGGGAAGUUAAUAAUGAUAUGCCUAAUGGCUUCAACCUAAUUAAAGGCAAAAAACAGUUAGUGAAAUAUGCAUUAUUACGACUCUCACAAGAAAUUUACAAAUAUCCUACAAAAACGGUUCAUAAGAAUCAUGUGCAGUACAAUAAUGUAACAAACAAAAUGGUUUGGUAG